Molecule: messenger RNA, 3699 nt
Organism: Anthostomella pinea
Lineage: Eukaryota; Fungi; Ascomycota; Sordariomycetes; Xylariales; Xylariaceae
Source: the annotation of a GenBank genome assembly
AUGAACGCUGCCAGUGGUAGCAGAAGCCCCGGCCGUGCCAGUGGUAGCAGUAACAUGGACAAGGUUGCGGCGAAACUCCUACCGAAGAAACUGGCAGCGAAACGACGUUGGAAGAGACAACCUUCGAAGGAGAGUUUUGGAUCGGCCGUCAGCAACGAGGAACAUCCUCGCGGCCGUAGCCCAGGCAGCACGCGUGAGCCGCUAAGGAACGGAUCCGUCUCAACCACGCAAUCCAGGCAAUCCCAAGACACAGCUGAGGAGCCAGACGGACAUGAUGACCACGACCGUGACCGUGGUCAUGACCAUGACCAGGAGAGUGAACCCCAAGAAGGGAGAGGUGGUGCCGCCCAAGACUUUGACCACGAUCCAGCCGACAGGUCUUCAGUUCGACCCAGCGUUCCUUCGACCCAUCCAUCGCAAAUCGGCCAUUUGACAACCUCGUCGCCCAUCAUUCAGGCCGAUCAUCUCCCCGAGGUCCAGUCCCUGGACCAGCAAGAGUCUUUCGAGAGUCUUUCGCGCUUUGCCACCUACUCCACGUCCGAAAGCUAUUCUCACGAGCCAGCUCGUCGGCUGUCAACCAGCAAGACCGGUCUGCAACCAGCUUCGGACUCGUCCACACGUCGAUCGAAAUCGCCAGCCGAUAGGAUAAAGGACGCUUUUCUGGGCAAGAGGGAUGUGAGCGCCCCGGGCAGCGACAGACAAGCCGACACCUUUGACCACGAACCGAGUACCACAUCAUCAGACAAACCACCAGUCCAAUCGAUUUCCCAGUCGAACUCAACCCUGGCUUCGCAGUCCGAUGCAAAUGUCGCCAAGGUAGCGGCCAACGAGCGAUCACGUCGGCAUAAGAGCCAGGCGCCUAUGCUUGAUACCUCAGCUCGUCCUCACACACCGCCGUCCGAGCCCGGGGCUCCUGUUAUUGUCAAUACCCCGCCGACUCCGACUGAAUCGCAUCAUUCUAGGGACAGGAGUUUUUCGAACAGCUCGAGUCCAAAACCACAUGUGCUUGUAUCGCCCUCGGGUAACAUGAGCACACACCGUAGACACAGAUCAGGAUCUGGAGCAAGCAUUGGCCCGAGCAAGUUGUCCAACAUAACACUGGCACCCUUGACACCAACUCCCGAAAACGCUGUUCCUCCCACGCCCGGAGCUGGUUUCUUUUCCAGUGUAUUCUCCGCCGCGCAAAACGCUGCCACCACCUUGAGCAGUACAAUCUCUAAUACCAAUAUUGGAUCCGCCGGAAACAAGCCCAAGGCAAACUUUUUCGGAGACACACAAGCCGGUGAGGACGACAGGGUCGAAGUUGAGCCAUCUGCAGAGGGGUUGCAUGAUUCUAGUAUGGGUAGCAAAGAGCCUGCUGUGAAGACACUCGGUAUGGGUGACUUGAGCCUAAGCCAGCUGGGCUACCAGGAAGGUGGCAGCGCAACACCUACGCCCACCGCCAACAAAUUCUCCGACGCUGCGGCUGAUUCACGGGCGCGAUCUGAAUCCGCUCCCGUGGAUGCCGCAAACACACACGCUCUUGGUGACGGUCAACUUGAUGAUUCAGGGGCUGGUAGGCCGAGAUCCCUUUAUGAUCCAGCUGCUGCGACCAGUCCCCCGACUAGUGUGUACGAAGGGAAGCAGGGCGCGGGCGUACAUCGCAGUAGCAGCAUACGAAGCGCCCUCUCGCGACGGCGGAAGCGUGGUAGUACUGGCGGAACCGCGGGCACUGCCGCUACUGUAAAUACGAUCGGAGCCGCCAUAGCUGCAGCAAACGCCUCGGUCGCUCACCCUAAUGCUGCUGGGAGCGUCCCAAAGCUGACAGGGUUUGCUGUGGCGAGUAAGAAACGCAAUCGGGACUUCCAUGCCCUAUUCAAGAGCGUACCCGACGACGAUUACCUCAUUGAAGACUACAGUUGUGCUCUUCAGAGAGAGAUCCUCGCCCACGGCCGACUCUACGUUUCUGAAGGGCACCUGUGCUUCAGCAGCAAUAUCCUCGGAUGGGUAACAACCUUGGUUAUGAGCUUCGACGAGAUCGUAUCAGUUGAAAAGAGAAGCACGGCUUUGCUUUUCAAAAACGGGCUCUUGAUUACAACACUACAUGCAAAGCAUGUGUUUGCCAGUUUCACCAGUCGGGACUCUACCUACGACCUAAUCGUUAAUAUUUGGAAGCUUGGUCAUCCGACUCUGCGCAGCUCGCUGAAUGGUGUGUCGCUGGAAGAGACAGGAGGCGACAAAACCGAAAAGGUUGACGACGUUGAAAACGCAAUCGGAAGCCAGAGCGUUUCAGGGUCGGAGGAGGAGGAGGAGGAGGAGGAGGAGGAGGAGGAAAGUGAAGACGGUGAUGAUAUCUACGACGAGGACCAGGAAGACGACGAUGUCCCCGAAGCAUCCCAAUUGACAGACUCAAGUCCCAUCGAGACUGAUGGCGAAAAAGCCGUACCUAGGAAAGCGUCCGGCGCCAUUGCUUCCGCCGGUGCUAUCGAAAAGACUGAUUUUGCGCCCUCGCCCGCCGGUGCGGUCGAUUACCCUGGCCCCGCGGCUCAUGCUCCAACCGACUGUGGCGACAUGGACACUCAUUACGACGUAGUGCUCGGUGACGACAUCGUCCCUGCCCCCAUCGGCAAAGUCUACAACAUGAUCUUUGGACCCGCGUCCGUAACAUGGAUUACGAAGUGGUUGAGUAACGACCAGAAGUGUUUCGACCUGCAGAUGGAAGACAAGAAAGGGUUGACACAGGAGAACAAGUCCCGAAAUUACACUUACAUCAAGCCCUUGUACGCCUCGAUAGGGCCGAAGCAGACCAAGUGCAUCGUGAACGAAACAUUGGAGCAUAUGGAUCUUGAGAAAGCGGUGAACGUGCUCGUCACGGUACAGAACCCGGAUGUGCCAAGUGGCAACGUAUUCUGUGUCAAGACAAAAUAUUGUCUUUCAUGGGCCGAAAACAAUGCGACCCAUGUCACAGUCAACUGUACCAUUGAGUGGAGUGGUAAGAGUUGGCUAAAAGGACCUAUCGAAAAGGGUGCCAAAGACGGCCAGACACAGUACUGCAAAGACCUUUUCGCCAGCCUAAAAGCAGCGGUGUCCUCCCGGCCUCGGUCUUCGACUCUCAAUGGUGGACCGGUGAAGGGCAAGAAAAGGAAGACCAAGGGCAAACUCCAUCGAGCCUCCAAGGAGACUCUGCGAGGCCCGACCGACUCAGCAGCGUCCAAAGUUCAGGACUGGGGCCUACUUGAACCGCUCCACGGUAUCCUCGGGCCCAUUCUCGAUAUUCUCACGCCUGUACUCACCGGCAACGUGGUGUAUGGAUUACUUGUUGGUCUGUUAGUAGCGACCUGGUUUGGAUUUGGUUCCAAUGGUCAAUCAAGGGGAGGUUACGGGCGAGACAUGGGCUUCAAUGGUUACCCAGACCGCGUCGUGGCCUACGAGGAGAUAUGGAGACGUGAGGAGAGCGACCUAUGGAAUUGGUUGGAAGAGAGGGUAGGCCUGCAUCGCAUGAAUGAAGGCGCUUUGCCCAUCCGCAAACGAGUGAUGGAGCCACGGACAGUGGAGGAUAAACUGCGGGAAGAGCGCAUGAAUGAGAGGGAGGUGGGAGAAGCGAUUAGAGUCACGGAGGAGAAGCUACAGGUCCUGAAAUCAGUCAUGGACCGUAAGAAGGAGAACCCCAUAUCGGGAGGUAAAGCCAGACCAACGACGUUUCCCUCGUCCGAGAGGUAA